UAAAGUUUUGACCUAAUUUACAGAAAAACCGAGAAUAUAUAAAGUUAUAUUAAGUACACAAGUAUACAGAAGAUUUGUGAAGCUUUUUCACGCUCAAUCAUGGCUUGUGAUACAAAAGAAAUCAUGAUUUCUAUCACGGGAAUGACUUGCAACUCAUGUGUGAAAACAAUUGAAAGUGAGGUUGGGAAAGAAAAUGGAAUUCAUAAAAUUAAAGUCUCGCUUGAAAACAUGAACGCAAAAGUUUCAUUCGACCCACAAGUGUUGACCAAUAAAGACGUGGUUGAAUUAAUUGAAGACCUUGGAUUUGAUGCAGAAGUAGAAACUGGGAACACUGAUACUGUAGUGUUAAACAUUGAUGGUAUGACAUGUGAUGCUUGUGUAAACACAAUACAAUCAACACUCAGUGGACUUAAAGGAAUCAUUACCACACAGAUUUCGUUACAAAACAAGCAAGGAGUGGUUAACUACAAGCCAAAUAUAUUGAAUCCUUCUCUUAUUGUGUCCACCAUUGAAGACAUGGGGUUUGAGGCCUCUGUCAGUGAAGAUGGGGUGAGGAAACGAACCAAGACGGACAAGAUAUCAAUUGAAGGAAUGACUUGCAACUCUUGUGUGCAAACAAUACAACAGCAGAUUGGGUCAUACACUGGUGUGGAGUCUAUUAAGGUUUCAUUGGAAAACAAAGAAGCAACUUUGGAUUACAAUCCUGAACUUAUUGGUUUGGAGCUUGUUAUUGAUGCUAUUGAAGACAUGGGUUUUGAUGCUGCGUUGAAGUAUGGGGUGGUGGAGAAGCCACGUAAUGAUGAUCUUAUUACUUUGUCUGAUAACUUUGAUGUUAAGGGACAAGCUAUGUUGGGGAAUCGUGAUUCAGUGAAUGGAGAUGUGGAAUACACAGUAGUGAAUAUUGGGGUGGAAGGAAUGCACUGCAAGUCAUGUGUGAGAAAGAUUGAAGAGAAUAUGAAGACAAUGAAAGGCGUGGCAAAAGUUAAAGUAUCGCUGGAUGACAAAAUGGCAACAAUUUCAUACGACAGUGACAAAAUUAAAGAAGAAAAAUUGGCAGAAAAGAUUAAGGACCUGAGUUUCAAAGCCACGCUACCAAACGGACGUUCGUUUACGCCUGAAACAGCGACUGCUGUAAAUGGAGAUGCGUUAAUCAAGUUACCUCCACCUCCAAAUGGUUCUGAUAACUCCUCAAAGAUAUCAGAAGCCGCUGCAGUGUUAUCUGUUAGAUCCACAAAUCACUCUAUUGGCUCCACACCUUCAAAUAAAACCAGGAGCUCUGCGGGGAGGGGAACCGUUAAAAAAGCUGUCAGUAAGCGCAAAAAAGUUGAGAAGCAGAAUUCCCGGAAGAUUGUUGAAUCGAGUAAAAUGCUAGAAAUGAGCGUUUCCAUGGAAACAGAUGUGGAAAGAUGUUUCAUUAAUAUUACCGGGAUGACGUGUGCUUCAUGUGUUAACAAUAUUGAGAGAAAUAUAGGUAGGGAGGAAGGAAUUGUCUCCAUCCUUGUUGGAUUAAUGUCGGGUCGAGCUGAAGUUAAAUAUCGGCCAAGUUUGAUCGAACCAGAUACGAUUGCUCAACUUAUUGAAGACCUUGGGUUUGGAGCUGCAGUGUUAGAAGGAACUGGGAAGGGAGGACAAGUUGAACUAAAUGUUACUGGUAUGACAUGCUCGUCGUGCGUACAUGCCAUAGAGUCGCGACUCCAGGAGGUUGCGGGUGUCACAUACGCUUCUGUGGCUCUUGCCACGUCAAGUGCCGUUGUCAAGUACGAUCCAGAAAUCCUUGGUGUUCGAGACAUCAUAGCGAGCAUUGAGAGUGCUGGGUUUGGGGCUUCCCCUCGUAGCUGCGACAACCGAGUUGGAGCACUUGACCAUCGGGUGGCGAUACAACAAUGGAGACGCUCGUUUCUAACUGCAUUAAUAUUCGGUGUACCAGUGAUGAUUAUCAUGAUAUAUUACAUGGCAUCAGGAGCUCAUAAUAAUCCGUACAUGAUCGUACCAGGACUCAGUCUACAGAACCUGCUCAUGUUUCUGCUAUGCACGCCCGUGCAAGUGUACGGCGGGCGUUACUUUUACAUACAAGCAUGGGCGGCAGUUAAACACAGAAUGGCAAACAUGGACGUCCUUAUCGUAAUGACAACAGUGAUAUGUUACGCAUAUUCUGUCAUUCUACUCAUCAUAUCAAUGAUACAACAAGCCAAAGGAUCUCCAAAAACCUUCUUUGAAACCCCACCCAUGUUAUUUGUGUUCAUUGCACUUGGAAGGUGGCUUGAACAUAUUGCUAAGGGUAAAACAUCUGAAGCUCUAGCCAAGUUAAUGCAGCUACAAGCCACCGAAGCUAUCCUUGUUGUGUUUGGAGAUGAUAAAACCACGGUCAUAAAAGAGGAAAGCAUAUCUGUCGAUUUGGUGCAGCGUGGUGAUUACUUACGAGUGCCACCAGGUACUAAGAUACCAACAGAUGGGAAAGUGGUGGAAGGAACAUCCAUGGCGGAUGAAUCGGUUAUUACAGGGGAGUCAAUGCCGGUCACAAAGAAACCAGGGUCAUCAGUCAUUGGAGGAUCCAUCAACCUAAACGGGUCCCUACUUAUGCAAGCCACUCAUGUUGGCGCAGACUCCGCACUUUCACAGAUUGUACGACUGGUGGAGGAAGCUCAGACAUCAAAAGCUCCAAUUCAACAGGUUGCUGAUAAGAUUGCUGGCAAGUUUGUCCCUGGUGUCAUCAUAAUAUCCAUUGUUACAUGGGUGGCUUGGGUCAUUGUUGGUUACACUAAUCCAAGUGUGUUGAGUGAAUUCGCAAAGAAACACGAAUACCUCUCUUCUCAUGAAAUGACUUUCCGGUUUGCGUUUCAAACAGCAAUAACAGUUCUUGCAAUUGCUUGCCCCUGCGCCUUAGGUCUGGCAACCCCGACAGCAGUCAUGGUGGGGACAGGGGUUGGGGCACAGAUUGGGAUUCUUAUCAAAGGAGGGGAGCCAUUGGAAACAUCCCAUAAGGUGAAGACAGUUGUCUUUGAUAAGACCGGGACCAUCACCCACGGUGAGCCCCGUGUCGUGCUUGAGCGAUUAUGCACUCCUGAUGAAGGAGGUACAGGGAUGUCGCUGAGAUACCUCAUGGCUAUCGUCGGUACGGCUGAAAAUGCAAGCGAGCACCCACUAGGUGCUGCUGUUGUGAAACGAGCAAAAGAGGUUCUGAGAAUUGACAGACUAGGAAACGCCAGCAGUUUCAAAGGAGUUCCUGGAUGUGGUAUUCAAUGUAAAGUCAGUGGAGUUGAAGCUGUGUUGCUUAACAGUAACAACAUGUAUAGCCUUGAAACUAUUGAAUCCAAAUAUCAACUCACUCCGACAGAACAAUCAUCAUUGUCUCAAAACAAAGCAACUUAUGAUGUAUUAAUCGGGAAUCGAGAUUGGAUGAGAAGAAAUGGAAUCCUUGUUCCUGAUCAAGUGGAUGAUGCAAUGGCAGAGCAAGAGGAAUGUGGUUAUACAGCAGUGUUGACCGCUGUCAAUGAAAAGUUGGAAGGAAUGAUUGCGAUUGCUGACACUGUAAAAUCCGAGGCAGCACUGGCUGUGUAUACCUUACAACAUAUGGGGAUCGAUGUUAUAUUACUUACUGGGGAUAAUAAGAAGACAGCAAAGGCAAUCGCAAGACAGGCCGGCAUCAAAAACGUCUACGCUGAAGUCCUUCCUUCGCACAAAGUCGACAAAGUUCGUCAACUGCAGGAAUCUGGUCACAAGGUGGCAAUGGUGGGUGACGGUGUCAACGACUCUCCUGCGUUGGCACAAGCCGAUGUUGGGGUAGCCAUCGGCACCGGGACGGACGUCGCUGUGGAAGCCGCAGAUGUUGUUUUGAUCAAGAGUGACUUAAUGGACGUUGUAGCCGCAAUAGAUUUAUCCCAGCACGUGAUUCGACGAAUUCGUUACAACUUUGUGUUCGCUUGCGUUUACAACCUCAUCGGGAUUCCUCUCGCUGCUGGUGCGUUUUACACACUAGGUGUCGUGCUUGAGCCAUGGAUGGGUUCCGCAGCGAUGGCGUUAAGUUCGGUGUCCGUCGUUAUGUCAUCGCUGUUCCUAAAAACGUACAAAAAGCCCUCUUUAACAAGGUUUGGGAGUCCCAAGUAUAUUAAUGACACCGAUGUCCUCUAUGAUUCUGAGAUCCAAGCUAUAUCUGGUGUAGAAGGAGCAAUUAAACCACAAUCCAGGGCUAGUUCCAUUGUCAACAAAGCAAAUUCCAUCAAAAACAAAGUUCUUGAGUCGAUCCAUUCACUUUCAAUGAAUGAAGAACAAGGAAGCCUCACAGCCAGCAAGAAAUCUUUAUCCUCACACAAUGAACAUGAUAAAGAACAACAGUUGUCCCUCCUGCUUGCAGAUAUAGAUUAAGACUAUGUGUAAGGCACGUCGUGUGUAUUUGUCGUCUUGUGUCUAACCCACAAUCACCUACAUGGCUUGAAAUAUGGUCUUGAAUUAAUGCAGUGAACUUGCACACUCAAUCUGAUUUAAAACUAACAGAAAAUCCAUUCGGAUGAUGGGCUAAGUCAGCCUAAAUAUUAGGUUCCAUAGCAGGCCAUGCUGGAGGACCACACCCAGAAUAGAAUAGAGCAUAAAAUCCUGUUGACAUUAUGCCUAUUCUUCAAAACCUCAGUAUAGUUAUACUAUGGACCAAACUCCUGCUGUUCCUGCACUGUUCUGACAAUGAUUUUGCAUUGAUAGCAUGUUGUGCAGUGCAACAAUCUAGCAUGUUGUGCAGUGCAACAAUCUAGCAUGUUGUGCAGUGCAACAAUCAAACAGUUAUGUGAUUAUUUUAAUAAGACACUUUCGAGACCACCGCAAUUUUUAUUCAAUAGUAAACUUUGUAUUGACUAUUUUAUAUCCCUAUGCUUCUGGUACAGUAGCAUACCAUCAGUGCACUUCAUAUACCAUAUGCAACCAUACAUUAUUACAAUGUUUUGGUAUAAAA
This is a messenger RNA of Ciona intestinalis (vase tunicate), 4939 nucleotides long. The record is from RefSeq and is a predicted model, not a curated record. Lineage: Eukaryota; Metazoa; Chordata; Ascidiacea; Phlebobranchia; Cionidae.